Messenger RNA from Myiozetetes cayanensis, 5636 nucleotides. RefSeq names its product thioredoxin related transmembrane protein 4 (gene TMX4). The transcript has 8 exons. Lineage: Eukaryota; Metazoa; Chordata; Aves; Passeriformes; Tyrannidae. The coding region runs from base 3341 to 4138 and encodes 265 amino acids. The record is from RefSeq and is a predicted model, not a curated record.
CUGGAACCCAGUGCUGGUGUUGUUGAAUUAGGAAGAGUUUGACAUUUCCAAUCACGUCUAAUCAGGAGCUUGAGUUCUAGUAUUGAUUUUUUUACUGUUCUUGCAGCAGUUCUCAUGCUGAUGGAUUUUGGUUUCUGCUGAUUUUUAUCUGGUUCAGAGCUGGUGAUCUGGCCAGGAGCCCUGCCCGUCAGUCCAUUGAUUCCUCCCAUGCUGUGUGGUGGGUCUGUUGGCAGCACUGCAGUAAUGCUCAUUAAAACCUCAUUUGUUAGAAGAACCUCCUGUUUGUUUACAAGACCUUUGUUUUCCAAGCAGUACUUAUUUUAAUGAAUGCAAAUGUUGUUAGAGAUUCUCUGUGGAAAAAACAAAACAAACAACUUGUUUUGGUCACCUGCUUUUGAAGCCUUUUGCCCUGGUAGGAGCAGGUACUGCUGCUGUUUAAUGUCAGUUUUUCGGGAAAAUUCCUGGGAAAUUCCAAUUUUUGUUCACAACUAGAGAAACUUAAGUUUGAAAUGACUUGUGUGUGGGACCCGUAGUGGAAAUAGGAUUUUUUUCCCUUCAUCCCAUGUAGCUGAAGUGUGUGUACUUGGCUGGCUUGUUGUCAACGUUUGGUUAUUCAGAGCUGGCAAAAUUGCUGGCCCUGGAAGCGCCGCUGCAGCUCAUUGAUAAAAACGUUCUGGGUAAAGUGUCUCUGCAAGACACGGCAACACUGUUUGCCUCCUGUAAACUAUCACAGCACGCGGGUCCUCACUGGAGGGCUGCAAAUUUGAUGCACAGUGAGCCGCGUAACAAAGUUUCCUUAUUUCCUUAUCUCCAGUCUGGAGGAGCGAGAUAAUGAUUCGUUAACACGAGGAGUUUGCUUUUUGUCUUUAAUGUUGUGCCUGUUUGGAAUGUAGAAAGCUAAUUUCUGCUCUGCUUAUUUUGUGUUUGUAAACAUAACUUGUUCCAAGCUUGAUUUAUCUUAAUUUAACAUCCUCUUGUUUUCGAAGUGAAUUAAAACAAGCAGAUGAAAAGAAAAAAAACAACCCACCAUCAAUGAACUUGAUGUCUUCUCUGAGUACAAAAGAAACUAUUUACACUGUUGUAGUAAAGUUCAAUAAGAUUGGGAAUUUUCUGUCACUUAGGAGUUUAGUCUCUUACUUCUUGUUGGUAUCCAAGCUUUUCUUUACCCUAUUCUUAAAAAUAACCCCAAGCACUAAACAACCCAAUAAAAACCCAAAAAGCAGGGGGAACGAAAGUCAAGUUAUCCCAAGUGAUGAAACGUGAAGCUGAAAUAUCCUUGAUAGCAGAUGCUUAAUAUUGCAGAAAGGGACAUAAAACCAUGCAGAAUGAUGGAACUUCAUUUACUGAAGCUCUAGAGUAUUUCACGUAAUUUUUCAGGGAUUGAUUGGCUUACUACUUUAAAGACAAUUUCUCCUUGUUUAAAAAAAAAGCUUGCGAAUGGAAAGUUUUUGAGGGUCCCUUUAUUUUUAAUUGCAGGUGAUAGUCCAAAAAAUAAAAUCUUAAUUUUCUAUUUUAAUUCUAUCCAGGUAAAUUUAGUGAGAACAGUGUAAGUCAUAACAAACCUCCUUUGUUUCCUCUGUGAGGGAGCUCAGACUUGGGCAAUGGGUAAAAGAAAACUUGUGUAACUUUGGCAGAGCAGCUGGUUUUGGGUUGGGAGGAAGCUCCUUGUCAUCUUCCAGAGUGUGUGCUGCUGUGAUACACAUCUCAGUAAAUGACAGGGAGUAUCUUUGUGUAUCUUGUGUAUCUUUGGCUUCCACCUGCUCACUUGAAAAGUCGACUAAAGCCAUGUAGUUGAUCUUGUGAGGCUUAUCUUUGGUUGAAAUUACAAAGCUGCCUCUCUUCCCUCAAGACCUAUCUGUAUUUAGGGACUGUCUUGGUUUUUUGGAUGCUUGUGAAAUCUGUAGCAAUAAGGCAAAACUACUUAAAAGAAUAAAAGUAACAAUUGAAUUCAGAUACUGUUGUAACAGAUUCUGUUACAUACUGUCUGAAUGUUUUCAGUCUAAUUUUAAUGGUUAUCUCAAGGUGAACUCCAUCAAACAGUUUGGUUUAAGAAAUGGUGAUGUUACAUCUCUUCACUGAGAUUAUCAAAAUGGGAGGGAAAAACCAGGCAGGAGACAGUUACAUUUAUUUGAAAAUGAAGGAAUUGGUGAACAGUUACAAGAAGAGAUGCUAAUGGCUCGGAGUUGGAAACUGUAUCAGAAUAUCUCACUGAAGUCACUGUGUUCACUGAUCUCUUCUGCACUCCUAUGGCUGAAGGGCACUUUGCUCAAACUGCUUUUGACUUGAGGUGGGGAUUUUGUUUUUUGGUAUUGCCUCAGUGAAGUUGGUGGCAUGUGCAAGUCAAAGCUUUUAUGCCUUAGAUCAGAGAUAAGUAGAAGUCAAAAGCAGAAUCUGUGUCUGAGAGCCUCAAAUUUGGCUUUUGUGUUGCUUCCUCCGUGCCCUCUGCAAAAAGCCUCAGGUGCUGUAAUGGGUUGGAGUAGGAACCAGAAAACACCUGGGAAAUAGUGAUUUUAACCUGCUGAGGCCAAUUGUUGCAGUGAUAGGUGUCAGCUGCCUCUUUUUAUGGCGAGCUGACAGUGCAUGGCAAUAUUUCAGCUGUGAAACUUUGUGCGGUGUCAGAGCUGUGCGCUGAGAAAUGUGUGAAACCUGCCUGCAGUGAGUAGUCUGGAAACCUUUGAUUUGUAGGUAAGUGGUGUUUUCCAUCUGAUUGUUACAGGCUGAAGCACAGCAAACUGCUUUUUAAGGUGUAACAGGCUACUGAAAACUUUCUUUCCUUAACCAAGGGCCCAAGUCUUGAUUUAAAUUCCAGUGAACUUGGAUUUUUAAAUUGGAAGGGUCUACUUUCUUGUAAGGCACGGGGAGCACUGCGAACAAGGUAGCAGUUGGAGCUUCCCCCCUGUGCAAAGGGAGGAGCAGGAGGGGUAACAGCCCUAAAUUUGGUGGUGUUGUUUCCUGCUCCUACACAUUAUUAUUUGUUUUUCCUGGGGAAUGUAAGGAUGGCACUUGCAUUGUGACUUUUGUGGAAAUAUAAAUCAGCCACAGUUCUAAAAGAUUCAUUAGAAGCCCACGUUGAAAGCAAGCACUUCCUUAAAGCCUCAGUUCUUCAGGGAGCAGAAAGCUUUUGAAACUUUUGAUAAUGAUGAUCUAAGCAGCAACUAUUUUACUCUCCAGUGACUUCCUGAAGGAGAAAGGGCAAGGGAACGUAUUUUUAAGACUGAGGCACAAUAAAGCUCUGUUAAUAUAAUUUUUUUUUGUUAUUUCCAGGAAGCACUCAUUAAUUCCUUGGUGCUUCAAGCGCUGCAUAACAAAUGCAGACAUAUAAAGCUUCAGAAAAGAGAGGAUGUUGAAUUAUGCUCCUUGGUGUCCAGCCUGUCAGCAGAUUGAAUCCACUUGGGAGAGCUUUGCCAAGGAGAGUGAACACCUUGGCAUCACUGUUGGGAAGGUGGAUGUCACUCAGGAACCAGGCUUGAGUGGUCGUUUCUUCGUCACAACCCUUCCUACAAUUUACCAUGCCAACGACGGAGUGUUCCGCAGAUACCGAGGCUCCCGCACGCUGGAAGAUCUUCAAGGCUACAUUUUAGAGAGGAAAUGGGAGGCUGUGGAACCUGUAGCAGGAUGGAAAUCUCCAUCUUCUAUAAUGAUGCACGGCAUGGCAGGGCUGUUUCACUUCUCGGGAUGGAUCAGGCAAAUCCAUAGCUACCUCACUGGCACUCUUGGAAUUCAUGUGUGGGUUUCUUAUGGAAUCUUCAUUUUGGCCACUUUACUGAUUGGCCUGUUCCUGGGUUUGAUCCUGGUUUUGAUUUCAGACUGCCUCUGCCCAACCAGCUCAAAAUACAGAGCUGAAACACCUGAGGAAGCCAUCACCAAGGACAACGCGGAGAACGCGGCGCUGGAGGAGCCCGAGGGGCCUACGGAGCUCUCCGCAGAUGAAGCGGAAGAGGCUGCGGAUGGGAAGGAUCUCUCAGAGGGAGAAGAUGCAGCAAACUCAAGUGCUGAGGACUCCGAGGAGGAUUUGGCACUCGGCAAAGAAUCAGGGGAAGAAGAAACAGAAGAUUCGAGUGAGCAACCUCUGGCUGAGUCAGAGACUGAGAGCUCAGUGAGGCAGCGCAAGGGUCAGGGGGCUGAGAAGGAACUCUAGUUCUCCCUGGGGGAGUUUGUGCACCUGGACCAAAGAAGUGUCAGACCAGGGUCUGAAGCUGGAGCUUAAACUUGAUUUGUCAUUUGUGUUUACCAAAACCUCUGCUCUGCCAGCAGGCUUUCUUUUUUUUAAGCUAGGACUUGCUUCCUUCGUUGGAUAAGCACAGAUGCUGUGUUGUGUAACCUUAGCCGUGACAAUCAAAGCCAGUGGGGCUUAUCUGGUCUGUGUCUCCUGAGAGAAAAGGGGCUGUGAGCCCCAGUUCACCAACUGGGGAGUAUCUGUGUGUGUGUAUAUUGGGUGUGUCCCUCCCUGAGCAGGAGCAGGGCUUUUUAGCUCCACGGUAGCUUGGCAGGACUGGGACUUCUCUGUCUGAAUGUUUAUUGUACCCAAACGCCCCAGGAGCACAGAUAAGGGAUGCACUCCUGAAAGAAGGCACCUUACCAGUCUUCUAUCGAAAAUGUCAUGUACAAUGGGUUUGUUUUUAUCACUUUCAACUGAAGCACCUUUCUCUUUCGUUGUUGUUCGUGGUGUUGUCCUGCAACCUGUCCCCAGAUGUGUCAGGUUUUGGCGAUCCAGAGGCACAGCUCAAGUUCUUUGACCCAAGAAUUUGGAAUGAUUGAAAAACCUCAGGCAGAAAGAGAGUGGCAGCUAAAUGUUUAAAAUGCCUUGGAACUUUUUAAAAGGUUCAAAGGAAAUUAUUUUGUUCAGGGGGAAUUUUUGCCAAAGCACAGCUCCAAUUUUAUUGGUUUUUUUUUAAUUUGUUCCCAUCAGGAGGCUGUAGGAAGAAAUACUCACUUUGCAGUCAGUGAGCUGUGUGCCUCUUGCCAAUCCAUGCUUGCCAUAUGCAGUGCAGCCCUGCCACUUCCAACUGGGAAUACUUAUGGCAGAACUGAAGAGGCACUCGGGGGUUUACUUUUGAUCACUUUUCUACUUCUUGUCACUGGCCUUGUCACGCUGGGAAAAGAGAGGGGUGCAGGUGGGUGGUGGGGAGAAGCUGUUGGUUUUGCUACUUAGAUCAGAAUAAAAGGGUUGUGUGCUGAACAUGGACAGUGAAGAUGGCUCGUCAGGUGGGCAGCGUUAGGUUGGUUAGAAGACUUGGGUCACCACAAAAAUCAGUAUAUCACUCCUUUGGGUUAAUACACGAGUUUUUUUGGGAAGGAACAUCUACAGUGAGAUCCUGUAUGUUGCUGUUUUGUUGGCGUGUGACCAUGUGUGUGAGAUGUGUCUUAAUCUUGAUACUAUUUUUAAUAUAUAUAUAUAUAUAUUGCGUAAGCCUUGCUCACAUGCAUGAAUUUCACCUUGUUCUUCAAGAGUGGAGAGUAAUCCAAGAUGAGGUCAUUUCUUGUUAGAAGAGACAAGGUGCAAGUGCAAAAUGCUGGUUUCCUUUGAGACUGACAUCAAUAAGGCCAAUUUGUGUUGAAAGUAAUGUUUUGUUGUUGUUUUUGUUUGUUUUGUUUUUUAAAUGCUCAUAAAGAAGGUAUUUACUAAGAAAGCUUAA